Molecule: messenger RNA, 1673 nt
Organism: Cricetulus griseus (Chinese hamster)
Lineage: Eukaryota; Metazoa; Chordata; Mammalia; Rodentia; Cricetidae
Source: RefSeq, a predicted model, not a curated record
GACCGUCUUACUGGACACGAGCUGCAGCCACGCCACCUUGCCGACUCUUCCAGAAGUAGCUUAGCUUGCUGCCUCUUGAAGCUGUUUACUGAGCACUCACUGGAUUUGUGCAGUUAUCGUCCAUUCGUGGAACAGUUGACAAGGACAUCCAAGUAAUUAUCAGAUGCAUGUGCGAAUGAACAAAUUUACACUACGUGAAAAAGCGAGGAUUCCAAGCUGCUGGGAGGAGGAAGGAAAGGUGCAUUCUGUGACAGUUAAUGUUGGUGGUCUAGAUUUUUUGAAUUGGGAAUGUGCACAGUGCCUUCGAGUGGUAGCCUGUACAAAAGGGAAACGGAAGAAGGAAACUGCUUUUGGCCUGUUUGCCUUCGCUUGCUGAUAAGUAGCCUUCAUGGCUGUACCACAUGAUUCACAGGAAACUUCCUAUCUGCUCCCUCCAAACCCCGAGGACUGGGAGGAACAAGGCAUCCCUGACUUUGUCUAUGGACAGAAGGACCUCGCAGGGAAGGGAGUUCAGUGGCCUAGGAAUGCAGGCAGCACCCUGGACUCACUGCCACGGUCCCGCUUUGAUUCUGCCCUCUGCUCUGCAUGGAAGCAGAGAGUGGAACUGGGCCUGUUUCGAUAUCGCCUAGAAGAUCUGCAAACCCAAAUCCUCCCUGGUUCCGUGGGGUUUGUAGCUCAGCUGAAUAUAGAGCGAGGAGUACAAAGGAGGCCCCCCCAGAAUAUCAAAAGUGUGAGGCAGGAGUUUGACCCAGAACAGUUUAACUUCACAAAAAUCCGACCUGGAGAAGUCCUUUUCCGUUUGCAACGGGAGCCUAAUGGCCCAGCUGCCUCAAAGCAAGAGGACAUCUUUGUGGUGAUCAAUGUCAGCCCCCUGGAGUGGGGCCAUGUGCUGCUGGUGCCAGAGCCUGCUCAUGGGCUCCCGCAACGUCUGCUGCCUGGUGUGCUGCGGGCCGGGCUUGAAGCUGUGCUACUGAGCUUGCACCCAGGCUUCCGGGUAGGCUUCAACAGCCUGGGAGGUUUGGCCUCUGUGAACCAUCUCCACCUGCAUGGCUACUACCUGGCCCACCCACUGCCUGUGGAGGGCGCCCCAAGCACACCUCUAGACCCCAAAGCCUGUAUAUAUCUGCUGCAGAACCUCCCAGCUCCUGGCUUCCUCUUUUACACUAGUGGGCCAGGGCCUGACCUGGAAGCCUUGAUUAGCAGGGUAUGCCGGGCCACUGACUAUCUGAGUGACCAUGAGAUUGCACAUAACUUAUUUGUGACCCGGGGAGCUCCACCUGGGCAGGCAUCACCUUCCUCGGACCUCACUGGGAUCCGAGUCAUUUUGUGGGCCAGGAAGUCCAGCUUUGGAAUAAAGGAUAGUGGGGCUUUCAAUGUUGCGCUCUGUGAGCUGGCUGGCCACCUACCCGUUAAAACAUCCCAGGACUUCGGCAGCUUGACAGAGGCAGCUGCAAUGGCCCUCAUUCAGGACUGUCUGCUGCCCCAAACUCAGGCAGAUGAGGUGCAGGCAGCACUGGUGGCCCUGAUGGCCCAAGAAGGGCUAUAAUUCUUCAGGUUUUACUGAUUCAAGGCCCUUUCCGAAGGCUGUUAAUCACUGGCAUUUGGGCAGUUCUUUUCAUGACUGCCUCCCACACUCAGAUUAAGGAGUAUAAAGAAAGCACUGAAUGAAUGUA